This is a messenger RNA of Lepisosteus oculatus (spotted gar), 2380 nucleotides long. It is a transcript of the gene cd276, whose product is annotated as CD276 molecule. Gene Ontology annotation, molecular function: signaling receptor binding. Lineage: Eukaryota; Metazoa; Chordata; Actinopteri; Semionotiformes; Lepisosteidae. Gene Ontology annotation, biological process: T cell receptor signaling pathway; regulation of cytokine production. Gene Ontology annotation, cellular component: external side of plasma membrane. The record is from RefSeq and is a predicted model, not a curated record.
AAGUCCUGCCCUGAUACAUGACAUCAUGCUGGACAAAAAAGCCGAAAGAGCCGACUAGGAAGGAGGAGUUGGAUGAUUAUUUUUUAGUUCCGAACGGACAGUCACAAAUGGCUUCGAGUCUAAAGGCUUUUUAAAACACCGAGCUUAGACGACACUUUAUAACGUUAUACCUUGAAGUAACGGAAGUCAACGGGAAUGCAUAAAUUAAGGGUUGCUUUAUGAAGCUUUUUAAGAUCACUUUUACUGGCUGAAGGGUGCACUGUGAAUAAUCUGUUUUCUGGCUGGUCAGUAUUUGAAGAGACGUUGUGGAAAAGAAUUCUUGAUUACUGCCUUCAGAAUGCUCCUCUUCCUUAUCCCAGCUCUGCUUGUAGUGAGAGUCUUUGCUGUCUUAGAUGUCACAGUUCCUGAAGUUCCAGUAGUGGCUCUGUUUGGAAACGACACAACCCUCAACUGUUCAUUCUCCACGGGUGAAACCUUUAAUCGCUCAGACAUAAGUGUCUUUUGGCAGCUGACUGACACCAAGCGUGUGGUCCACAGCUUCUAUGAUGGGCGGGACCAGCUGACAGACCAAGGAUCCAACUACAUCAACCGCACUAGUCUGUUUCUCAAGGAACUGGACUCUGGAAAUGCAUCUUUGCUUCUCCGUGGUGUCCAGAUUGCUGAUGAGGGCAGCUUCAUGUGCUUUGUCCGAAUCAAAGAGUACAAAAAUGCAGUAUUGCUGCUACAGGUUGCAGCCUCCUACACCAAGCCCCAGGUGCAUGCGGAGCCUGAUUCCAACCUGAAACCAGGAGAUGAAGUGGUCCUAAGCUGCCUUUCCUAUGGUGGCUAUCCCCAGGCUACCCUUCUGUGGCAUGACAACAAUGGCAGAAACCUGACGGGCAACGCGACUACUUCGCAGGUGGCCAAUAAAGAUGGACUGUUCCACGUGCACAGUGUUCUCAAAGUUAUUGUGGAGGCCGACAACUCUUACAGCUGCCUGGUAAAGAAUGAAGUGCUUGGUGAGGAGACGCACUCCUCCGUCACAACCACAGCAGGACUAAACAAGGGAUUCCCACCAGUGGCUCUGUGGGUGACUGUGGGCCUGGCAGUCUGCCUUUUUGGACUGCUCAUCGCCUUGGCUUAUAUUGGCAAGAAGAAGAUCAAUGAAAGCUGCAAGGAAGGAGAAGCAGUUGAAGAAGGGAAGGAAAUUGAAGAGGAUGAAUCCAAGAAAGCAAUGCAACCACUUAAAACCUAAGGGAACCAAGGUUUAAGAGGCCCAACUGAGAACCAAGUGCAUCAAACAAUACCUUUAUCUUAAGGUGGCACCAGUUCAUUGCUUACUGGAAAGUUACAUAGAGAAGUUUUCCCAUGCCUAAGAAACACAGAUGGCUUUGCUGGACUUGUUGAAGAAGAUGUAUUUCAUAGUGUUUUGUUUUUUUCAUUUUCUGUAAUGUAUAAAGUAUUAAACUUCACUUCUGCUCUUCAAAGAAGUGAGGAGAUUUUGAUGGGAACAUUAUCCACAAAUGUUUGUUUUUUGUGUACCAGAAUCAAAUGGAUUUAACCUUGCAUUUUUUUUUAAGGGGAACUGGGUGAAAUUUGUAUUUUGUUUCACAGCUUUGUUGAUAAAGUAAACCCAUAAAGUGUACUGAAAAACAGUCUUAACUCAAUUUGCAAAACAAUAAUUGAACAUUUUAUUUAAGAGAGUGAAACCAGGAUUAAACUCUUCUGAAAAUGACCUUUGUUUUUUAAGACACUACUAAUGUGCCUGAAUAUCAGUGUUAGAAUGCAUUCAACUUUGUAGUGCAAGGCUGGAAUAAAGAGCAAAACCUGAAGGGGUCAGGUUCUUCAUGCCUGAUUGAUUUCUUCUUCUAAAGACAAACUGGUCCUGUUAUCGGUUCACUGUGUGACCGUGCGACUCUCUGAUGUAUUAUGUCACUGUCUGAUUUUUUGUAUUGCAGUAAAAUAGACAAAAACGCUUUGUGUUAGUUACACUAAGGAAUUCACCAUGGGCUGUCACUUCAAUGCAGAUGUUGCCAUACAAUGUUUUUAAAGAAUUUUGAAGGUUUUAGUAACUAAUGCCACAGAACGGGAAAUAAAAAAGCCUUUAUUGACUUUUACAGGUAUUGUACAGUAGUGGCUUUCUAGUUCUGUUGAUGUUAAUGUGUGUUGAGAAGAUUGAUGUACAGAAAUAUUUUCUCCACUUAAAUCCAAGUGUUGCAUGUGCAAUCUAAAACUGCAGAGAUUUGUUACAAAGAAAUGUUGCCUCUCUGAUCCACAGUUGCCUUCUUUAUUCCGUUUGGAACUAAACAUUUAAACAUUCUCAUUUGAAAAGGCUUUUUUACUUGGGUUUUAGAUAUUGUGUUAUGCAGGCAUCAUUUAAGAAUAAAGAAAAUGUAGCUGA